CCAUACCACAGACAUGCAGGGAGCCUGGCUUCUGCUGCCGCUGCUGCUGCUGGGCCUGAGGCUACAGCUGUCCCACGGUGUCAUCCCAGUGGAGGAGGAGAAUCCAGCCUUCUGGAACCAGAAGGCAGCCCAGGCCCUGGAUGCCGCCAAGAAGCUACAGCCCAUUCAGACCUCAGCCAGGAACCUCAUUAUCUUCCUGGGGGACGGGAUGGGCGUGCCCACAGUGACAGCCACCCGCAUCCUAAAGGGGCAGAUGCAAGGCCAGCUGGGGCCGGAGACGCCCCUGGCCAUGGACCACUUCCCAUACAUGGCUCUGUCCAAGACCUACAGUGUGGACAGACAGGUGCCAGACAGUGCAAGCACAGCCACGGCCUACCUGUGUGGGGUCAAGGCCAACUACAAGACCAUCGGCUUGAGUGCAGCCGCCCGCUUUGACCAGUGCAACACGACGCGAGGCAACGAGGUCAUCUCUGUGAUGUACCGGGCCAAGAAAGCAGGGAAGUCCGUGGGAGUGGUGACCACCACCAGGGUGCAGCAUGCCUCGCCAGCUGGCACUUAUGUACACACGGUGAACCGCAACUGGUACUCAGAUGCCGACAUGCCAGCCUCAGCGCUGCAGGAGGGCUGCCAGGACAUCGCCACGCAGCUCAUCUCCAACAUGGACAUUAAUGUGAUCCUGGGCGGGGGCCGCAAAUACAUGUUUCCUAAGGGAACCCAGGAUCCUGAGUAUCCAAAUGAUGUCAACCAGACAGGAGUCAGGCUGGACAACCGGAACCUCGUGCAGGAGUGGCUGGCAAAGAAACAGGGGGCCCGGUAUGUGUGGAACCGGCAGCAGCUCCUUCAGGCGUCCCAGGACCCGUCAGUGACAUACCUCAUGGGCCUCUUUGAGCCUGUAGACACAAAAUUUGAGAUCUACCGAGACCCAGUUCUGGACCCCUCCCUGAUGGAGAUGACAGAGGCCGCCAUUCGAGUGCUGAGCCGGAACCCCCUCGGUUUCUACCUCUUCGUGGAGGGGGGCCGCAUCGACCGUGGUCAUCACGAGGGCACAGCUUAUGUGGCAUUGACCGAGGCCGUCAUGUUCGACUCUGCCAUCGACAAGGCCGGCCAGCUCACCAGCCCGCAGGACACGCUCACCCUCGUCACCGCCGACCACUCCCACGUCUUCUCCUUCGGCGGAUACACGCUGCGGGGCACCUCCAUCUUCGGGCUGGCCCCGCUCAAGGCCGAGGACGGCAAGGCUUACACGUCCAUCCUGUACGGCAACGGCCCCGGCUACGUGCUCAACUCCGGCAACCGACCCGACGUCACCGAGCUUGAGAGCGGCAACGCCACCUACAAGCAGCAGGCCGCGGUGCCUGUGGCAUCGGAGACGCACGGGGGCGAGGACGUGGCGGUGUUCGCGCGCGGCCCGCAGGCGCACCUGGUGCACGGCGUGCAGGAGCAGAACUACCUGGCGCACGUCAUGGCCUUCGCCGCCUGCCUGGAGCCCUACCAGGCCUGCGACCUGGCGCCCCCUGCCGGCCAGAACGACAGCGUCCCGGACUCGGGCCCUGCAGCUGCCAGAUUCUCGCUGCCACUGCUGGGCGGGACGCUGCUGCUGCUUCUGGGGGCGGUCACUCUGCCCUGA
This is a messenger RNA of Sciurus carolinensis (gray squirrel), 1627 nucleotides long. RefSeq names its product intestinal-type alkaline phosphatase-like. Gene Ontology annotation, biological process: dephosphorylation. NCBI's taxonomy places the organism in Eukaryota, Metazoa, Chordata, Mammalia, Rodentia, Sciuridae. Gene Ontology annotation, cellular component: plasma membrane. The record is from RefSeq and is a predicted model, not a curated record. The coding region runs from base 14 to 1627 and encodes 537 amino acids. The transcript has 11 exons. Gene Ontology annotation, molecular function: alkaline phosphatase activity.